Molecule: messenger RNA, 1137 nt
Organism: Closterium sp. Naga37s-1
Lineage: Eukaryota; Viridiplantae; Streptophyta; Zygnematophyceae; Desmidiales; Closteriaceae
Source: the annotation of a GenBank genome assembly
AUGCCGUCUCGCCACUCCUUCAGUUUUUCCCAGGCAUUUGCCGCCCAAGGCCCCUCUGCUGCUAUCGCUCGGACAGAAGAACCAUCCUCCUCCCCCUCCCACUUUCCCACACCCCCCAUCAUCCACAUCAACGUGUCUCCCCCGCGUCCCCUCCCCCCUGCUGCCGACGCCUCUGCCUUGCCCCGCUCCCCCGUUCACUCCCCCCGCGCCUCCUCCCACCCCGUCGGCUCCCCAUCUUCCUCCGCUGCCUAUUCAUUCUCCCGCUGGGGAGGCGAGAAUACCGCAGGGGCAGCCGAGGCAGGAAGCCUUAAAGUUAGCAGCGGGGGGGGCGGGAGAUUAUCCGAAGAUCGUGCCUCUACUGUUCCUGAAGAUGGGCCGUUUCCCUUUUUCUUUAUCCUGCCAACCAACCUCCCCCGCCUCUUUUCCGGACUACAGGAAAUCUCCACACCGCCUCUUCUAACAGCCUUGCCAUGCCAGCUUUCCCCCUCCUCCGCCCUUCUCUGUCCCUCCUUCUCUCCCUCCCUCCCUCCCUCACUCACUCCCUCUCUCCCUCACUCACUCCCUCUCUCCCUCCCUCCCUCCCUCCCUCUCUCCCUCCCUCCCUCCCUCCCUCCCUCCCUCUCUCCCUCCCUCCCUCCCUCCCUCCCUCCCUCCCUCCCUCCCUCCCUCCCUCCCUCCCUCCCUCCCUCCCUCCCUCCCUCCCUCCCUCCCUCCCUCCCUCCCUCCCUCCCUCCCUCCCUCCCUCCCUCCCUCCCUCCCUCCCUCCCUCCAUCCAUCCAUUUAUCCAUCCAGCCAACCUUUGCCUCGAAUUCCUACGACAGUCUUUACUUCAUUUGUCUCCUCUUCUCCCCCGCCUUUCCCCAUCAACCUCAAGCAAACAGCCCACACAUGCCCACCCAACGCUGCGUUGCCACCCCCACUCAAGUGGCCCAUGCAUCCCCCCGUAAUACUGGUGCACACCAUCACAUGCUACCUGCCAAGCCCAUGCCGCCCAUGAGUGCGACUGGAGGGGCGGCAGCGGGCGGCGCUGGUACAGUUGAUGUGGAUGAAAUAAUUAAGCAGGCCAAUAAUAAGUCGAUCCAACGGCCACCACCAAAUCAACAGCCAAAGCAACAGGCCACAUUCUUCUGCUGCUAG